CGGUCCCCCUGCGCCGCGCUGUGCUUGGGACGCGGCGCCAUGCGGGUGGCCUUGCCCGCGCUCUGCCGCGCCGCGGGGGCCGCCUGGCGAGAGAGCUUCCCCCUGGGCGGUCGGGACGUGGCGCGCUGGUUCCCGGGACACAUGGCCAAGGGGCUGAAGAAGAUGCAGAGCAGCCUGAAGCUGGUGGACUGUAUCAUCGAGGUCCAUGACGCCCGGAUUCCACUUUCAGGCCGCAAUCCUCUGUUUCAGGAAACUCUUGGGCUUAAGCCGCACGUGCUGGUCCUCAACAAAAUGGACUUGGCGGAUCUGAAGCAGCAGCAGAAAAUUAUACAACACUUAGAAGGAGAAGGCCUAAAAAAUGUUGUUUUCACCAACUGUGUGAAGGAUGAGAAUAUCAAGCAGGUCAUACCGCUGGUCAGAGGAUUGGUUGAGGGCAGCUACCGCUAUCAUCGAGGAGAGAACCUGGAGUACUGUGCCAUGGUGAUUGGGAUCCCCAACGUGGGCAAGUCCUCACUCAUCAACGCACUCAGGAGACAGCACCUCGGGAAAGGAAAAGCUACCAGGGUCGGCGGCGAGCCCGGGAUCACCAGAGCUGUGAUGUCCAGAAUUCAGGUGUGUGACCGGCCACUGCUGUUCCUGCUGGACACUCCUGGGGUGCUGUCCCCACGGAUUGAAAGUGUGGAGAUAGGCCUGAAGCUGGCCCUGUGUGGAACCGUGCUGGACCACCUGGUGGGGGAGGAGACCCUGGCCGACUACCUUCUCUACACCCUCAACAGGCACCGGCUCUUUGGACGGUCUCCUGACCCCGGUGCCGCACUGGCGGCCGUCGGCCUUCCGUCCUGUCCUCGAAUGUGCUAGGAACGGAGUCCCACGGUGUGGUUCCCUGCGCUCGACAAGCUAGCCCCCAGCCUGCUCCGUGUCGCGGCGUGUCGCUCCUUCCCGGCGGCCGCCGCACCGGCUUCUGUGGUACAGACGGAUGCACCCGUUUGUUCUUGCGGGGAGUGUGCGGGGAGCCGGGAGUUCCCUGGACGUCCUGUGUCGCGUUGAGGACCUCAGUGCCCCGGACGCUCGUCAGUUUAGUGAUUUCUACCAAGAGCUGUCGGUCACAGUGACUUUCUCCGUCGUCUUUCUGUCUUUUAGUUCAUUGGUCACUGUUCGAUCUUUCCUGUUUCCUUCUUUCUGCUUUGCCGGCUUUCCUUCUGUCUCUGCCACCAGGCGCCGAGAGACGGUACUGAAGUCUCUGCCCGUGGCUGGUCUGUCUGUCCUUGCGGUUCUGUGUGUUUGCUUCACGCACUCCGAGGCUGUGCUGGGAGGUGCAGGGGACCGUCUGCGGGUCCUCCUGUCCCCCCGGAUUUGAUGCCCUCGUGGCUCAGAAGGGCCGCCUUGGUGCUGGCAGUUCUCUGCUCGGACAUCUGCCUCGUCUGGCGGGGACGCGGCGGCCGCUCUUCGUGUUAACGCGGGACCCUUUUCUUCUUUCACUUUUCGCUUUGUGUCUUUUUGUUAAAAAUGUGUUUCUCGCAGGCUGUGUACAGUGAGGUCUUGUUUCUUAUCCAAUCUGACCAUUUCUGUUUUUCAUUGUAAGUCUUUGCACUAUUCACACGUAAUGUGAUUAUUGUUGUCGGGUUAAACUUGUCAUCUUAUAGGGGCACCUGGGUGGCUCAGUUGUUAAGCAUCUGGCUUUGGCUCAGAUCACGAUCCCGGGGUCCUGGGA
Molecule: messenger RNA, 1711 nt
Organism: Neogale vison (American mink)
Lineage: Eukaryota; Metazoa; Chordata; Mammalia; Carnivora; Mustelidae
Gene: MTG1
Product: mitochondrial ribosome associated GTPase 1
Exons: 10
Coding region: 40-858 (272 amino acids)
Cellular component (GO): mitochondrion
Molecular function (GO): GTPase activity; GTP binding
Source: RefSeq, a predicted model, not a curated record